This is a messenger RNA of Osmia bicornis bicornis, 1851 nucleotides long. RefSeq lists its product as uncharacterized. The transcript is spliced from 3 exons. Lineage: Eukaryota; Metazoa; Arthropoda; Insecta; Hymenoptera; Megachilidae. The record is from RefSeq and is a predicted model, not a curated record. The coding region runs from base 824 to 1552 and encodes 242 amino acids.
UCGCCAUUUUCCCUAGGGAAUCCUGAUUUGACCGCGAGUGUACACACGUAGGAACAGGUUACACGAUCUCGUCAGUACAGGAUGGUGUUUCCCUCGCGAUGGCGGAUCUUCCUUUGGAAGAAGCGGGAUAUUGAAACGAGGGGAAAGAGAGAGGAAGAUAAUACGUUCGCAAAGUACGAUAGAAGAAGAAGAAGAAGAAAGAGAGGGGUUGGAGAGAAGCGGCGUCCGGUAAAAGAAGGGAUGAUAAAAAGGGCCAGGAGAAUAAUAAUAAAGAGACAAGGAGGCAAGAUAAUGUACGGCGUUGUGCUAGCGUCCAUUCAUGCUUUUUAUUCGUUAGGUGAUUAAACCUCGCAGACCGGCCAACCUCGUAUCUCACCUUGCCUCACCUGCCUUCCUUUCUUCGUCCUUUUCUUUCUCUUUCUGGUGCCGGUUCUCAACCGAUGACGUAUACAUCGAUACGCACACUAACGCGAUACAAUAGACUCUCGAUAUAUCGCCGCAGACGAAGAUGACGAAGUGGAACGUUAUUUUAAAAAACAGUAACGUAACAACUUUUAAAAUACCGAGAGUCUACUGUAGAUUCUUAAUAUUUGUUACAAAAUAUCUUCCAGACACUUUAUUUUAUGUAAAAUAACGAAAAUUUAUUUUUUCCACCUGUCGACCGAGGUUCCUCCUUGAAAAAAAACCCCUGAUCCUUAUUACCUAAGGGAGAAGGUACGUCGGUGUUUGUCCUUUGCAAAAACCCAUCGGGCAGACAGAGAUCUUUGGAUAAGGGCGAUAUUGAAUCGGACAGGAGGCCGAACGGAAACGAAGAACCGAGUGGAUGAUUCCGGGCAGGAUCGUCGGAAAAAGAGAAUCUCUCGAGAAAGGUAGGAGGGAAGGUAUAGUUGGUUCAGAGGCUGUGUCAAUGUGUCAGAGAGACGGUUUUCGUGUCGGGGUUGCCUUUUAUGUCCAUGUAAUGUGGGACCUGAAGGAACUCCUUCGAGAAAGAAGUGGGGCCUGCUCACAGGCCCCCUUCUACCAUCCUUGCCUGGCUUCUCCAAGAUUCCCCGAAGGAGCGACUUUCCUCAUUCCGAUUCUAUUUUAUCCAGCCGAGUAUUAUCGAGACACGGGGAGGAACUGGAUCGAACACUUGAAUGGAGCCACGGUUAGAACCAGUAUUCCAGGCUGCGGUCUCCAGUGCCGUCGUUUAGGAUCUCACAGAAGGGGGAUCCGUUUCGAGGAAGCGGUUGUCGAUUGGAAAUCGUAUGUGCCGCCCGUUGAAUGGACGAGAUCUUUCUCAUCCCUCUCUCCCUGUGCGCGGAGCCCCAUGUAUUUUUUGCCUCUCUUUCACGAUUUCUCGUUCCCUACGGUUCACCAGACGCGUGCGAUUGAUGCUGCACCCCGAGUGUACCUUUCUUCCCUUUCUUUCCAGUUUUUUUUUUUCUUCUUUCUUCCAGGGAUCCAGUUUUCGUUGCUGUUGGACUCGACCAUUGAUCCAUCAAUAGUAGUUUUUGAAUCAUUUUUUUCAUUUAGAUCAGGAACCAUUUUAAUUGAUCGAGCACCAGAUUAAUUUUCUUUGCAAUUCUGUAAUGGAAGAACAAAGAACAAAGCACCGCUUUCGUCCAAGAACGUCCCUUUUCGUGGAAGAGACAUCGGAUCGCAGGAUUUUGCCUCCAUGAAUUACCGAACGGGAUUCCAGAGCAAAUCCUGACGCGCGGGGAAUAUCUUCUUUCUUUUCCAUCGGGAGAAGACCGAUUUUGUCUCGAUUCGCUCCUCGGCGAUCGCCUUUACACGGAUUCCAUCGACUAGUUCAGGCAUUCCGAUGAUUUCGUACCCUUUACGACAUCCAGCAUCCAGAUUCGACCCCAA